This is a messenger RNA of Phaedon cochleariae (mustard beetle), 867 nucleotides long. The record is from the annotation of a GenBank genome assembly. Lineage: Eukaryota; Metazoa; Arthropoda; Insecta; Coleoptera; Chrysomelidae.
AUUUUUGUUAUAUUUGAAAUGUGUAAAAACUGAAAACCAAACCACACCAAAGUAGAAACUAAGGAGGAAUCAUGCCUUUUAUGAAAGGGCCUUCUCCUAUAAGAAGAACCAUAAAAUACUUGGAAGCAGGUAAACUAGUGCUGAAAGAUCAAAUCAAAAUUAUGACCAUCAACUACAACAUAGCAGGAAAACCUCAUCAGGGCACAAAGGACUUUGUCUUUUGGUUCUUGCCCCGAGUUCAGUACAAGAAUCCACAUGUGCAGAUUGCCACCUUGAAGAAUAUGACACCAACUCCUUUUAUCAGGUGCUUUUAUGAAACUGGGGAUGAAAUGUUGAUAGAUACUUUUGAUAGAACGAAAGAAGAAAUACAUGAUCAUCUGAUAACUGUAGUAGGAAAAACAAAGAGUGUGUUGAAGGCAGAAGCAAUAGCUAAGGAGAAAAAGGACAACCCUGCCAACUUUGGAACUGGCUGUGAAAGACACUGUAUGUGUGAAAUUCCUGGACAAGUUCCCUGUCCUGGAACUUGUCCCUUGCCAAAGCAUUGGAGGGGUAAAUAUAAAUACAAGAAGGUAGAGGAAUAAUUAAUCUGUAGUGUAAGUUAGUGUUUCUUUCAAAAUAAAAAUGUACAAGGCCUUAUGAUUGAACAACUCUUUUGGUUUGAUCCAAAAAUCCAACAUGCAGAGAUACCUGAAAUAAAAGGAAUGGUUUUGAAGAUGAAUAUUUUUUUGUCUAAUAUACAAAAAAUAAUAUGAUUGAUAAUAAUAAAAAGUAUUAUUUAUGUGGAUCCUUGUAUACAUUUCCUGAAUAAACUGUGCAUUGUUUAUGAAAAUACAAUAUAUUGAAAAUCAUCUCUUGAAUACUUUUUUU